GAAGACGAAGAAGAAGAAGAAAUUCACAAAAGCUCUGACGAAGGCGGUGAUACGGAGUGACACGUAAACACAAAUCGGUCACAUACACAUGGUUAGCGGAUGUUAUUGCGAGUGUAUAGCGAAAUGCAUAAUGAUAGCAGUGAUACUAUCAAGAACAGUGUGCGGGUUCCUCCUUUUUUCCACUGUUUCCAAAACUAAAAUAUGUUACGAACAGAGUGAACAAAGCUUUUUUUAGACUUUACCCUUUGCCAAGGUUUCUAAAAUGUCGUUGUUUAGAAGGAGUGCACGGUUGAAUUGAGUUAUUGUACACGGUCACUUCAGAGUCGUUUCCUAACAGAAAUACGCAAAUAUAUGCUAGAACGCGCCAAUAGGCUCUCGCUAGCUCGUGCUUGGCUCUGCCCACCUGGUUGUUUGUUCUAUCCACUAGGAGUCAUUGGAAACUACAGGCGGUGGUCUAUAUUGUGCUACGCUAGCAGUGCAAGAAACAAAACCAACAACUGUAGCAGUACAGUAACGCACCAGAAAUAUCGCACGUUAGUGACCUGCAGUGACUCAACUACUGUGGCUCAAACUAUUGAUAUUUUGAAUCAGUAAAAAACAAGUUGUCUAAUCUGUGUGGGUUUACUGAAUGCGGCGAGAAUUCCCCGUGGACAGAGUUACUGCAAAUUAUGUAUUGGUAACUGGGAUCAGGAUGACCAACGUAAUCCUUAUCACAUAUUCUACCAGUGCAGAGAGACCUACACCCCAAGACCUGUACUAGACACAAACACCAAGUUUGAUGAAAUUGAAAAAAUAAAAGAAGACUGGAUUGCAAACUGAUGACACUGGAUCUGGAAACAUAGUCAUAUACUCCAAGUCAUAUACCGAGGAAACAUAUUGAGGAAAUAGCAAACAUACUGAGGAAAUACUCAGCAAACAUGCUGAGAAAUCAGCACCUGGUUAGCAAGAAAAAGAAGAAGAUGAGUGGGACCAAGACAUGCAAACAAGAAACCCAGUCACCAGCUCCCUCUUCUAGUGGACAGGCUGUGGAAAAACAGGACUUGAAGGAGUUUCAGGAUCCAGAGCCAGAGAAGACACAGAAACUGUAUGCUCAAAUGAAUUACAUCCUGGAUAGGGUAAAUCAAAACAACUUCCAGCAAUCGAUGAAGGCAAUUCCUAUGUUCACCAUUAACACAGAGGCCAGACUGAAGGGCAUCAUCAACCUCAUAUAUGAGAGGGCCCUGGCACAACCUACCAGCUCUGCGACCUAUGCCAACAUCUGCCGCUGCCUCCUUGGGCUUAAAGUACCCACCGCUGCCAAUCCAGGAGUGACAGUAAAUUUCCGCAACCUGCUUCUGAACCGAGUCCAAAGAAACUUUGAGAACAUGGCGAGAAGCAGUCGUGAAAUCUUCCGGCAACAACAGGAGAUGGUGGAUGCCAUCACCAAGGAGGAGGAGCGCCAGCGAGUGAGGGAGGAGCUGGAGGAGGCCAAGACCGAGGAGCGGAGGCAGUCGCUAGGCAAUAUCAAGUUAAUGUGUGAGUUGUUCAAGUUGAAGAUACUGACUGAGUGCAUCGUGCACGACGUCAUCGUAAAGCUGUUGGAGAACCGAGAUGAUAACUCUCUGGAGGGUCUCUGCACAUUACUCUACACCAUCGGCAAGAACUUGGACUUCAAGAAGGCCAGGCCCAGAAUGGAUCAGUACUACAACAUGAUUGUGAAGAUUGUGAAGGAUAGUACGACCUCCCCCAGAAUCGCAAGCAUGCUACAGGAUGUGCUGGACCUCCGAAAGAAAGAAACGGCCCAGCUUGGUGAGUUGGUGGAAAAGAUGGAGAAGACCGGGCUGCAAACUGACAAUGAUGCUGAGAAACACACGGGACCUGGAGACACAGAACCUGUUUUGCGUCCUCACUAUAAGUCAUUAGCCAUGAAGAAUCAGAAGCUGAUCAGCACAUCUAUACCACUACAGGAGAACACAUGUCCUCAUCAUGAUGAUAAGCUGAAAGCUGAAGACUCAGCUGCUGCUCGGGGGGCUACCAAAAAGAAAAAGGUGAAUGUGCAGUUGAAGACAUGCCAGCAGAUAAUCCAGGAGAGAGAGGAGGAACUACAGAAACUGAGACAGGAAGUGGAGUCUCUAAAGUGCUUAUCACAGGCCACAAUGGAGGACAGUGAGAGGUUCUUCACCAAGCUGAUUGAGACAAGGUGCUCAGAGGUGAGAGAGGUGAUCCAAGCUAAAGAGAAGGAGAUGGUGAGUGAGGCUGAGGGACUCCUACAAACACUGGAGCAGGAGCUUGAUGAGCUGAAGAGGACCGAAACAGAGGGUAGACAGCUUCCACACAUAGAGGUCUACCCCCAUUUCCUACAGAAAUUGCCCAGCAUCACUGAGGCUUUUGAAGAAGUGAGGACAUGUGCCUCUGAAAUGCAACAGCAAUUUGAAGAUUCCUCCAAGUUGCAAUUUGUGGAGUUUUCUAAAUCAGUUGAAGAAAGUCUGGGACCAUACACUAUCAGUUCUCUUAGCACUAGCAGACAGGCAGUGGAAGAAAAGGACUUGCAGGACUUUGUGGACCUAGAGACAGUGAAGACAGAGGAAAUGUAUGAACAAAUGGAUAACAUCCUGACCAGCCUGACUCCCAAGAACUUCCAUCAGUCAAUGAAGGUAGUGAGUGCAUUCACCAUUGACACAGAGGACAAACUCAAGGGCAUCGUUGACUCUAUAUAUGAGAGGGCCAUCUUAAACCCUACCAGCGCUGAGGUCUAUGCAAAUGUGUGCCACCAACUCAAGUGGCUCAAAAUACCUGGAGUGACAGUGAAUUUCCGCAAGCUGCUGCUGAACCAAUGCCAGGAGGGCUUUGAGAAGGAUAAUAGUAAGAUCUUAAAAGAAAAGCAGAGGGAACUCGACACCACCACUGAGGAGGAGGACCGUCAGCGACUGAGGGAGGAGCUGGAGGAGGCUAAGGCAGAGGGGCAGCGGGAGUUGCUAGGCAACAUCACAUUCAUCUGCCAGUUGUUCAAGUUGAAGAUGAUGUCCGAGGGCCUCAUAGACUACUGCAUCGUAAAGCUAAUAAAGGAUGGAGAUGAUGAUUCGCUAGAGGGUCUGUGCACAAUACUCUUCACCAUUGGCAAGGACUUGGACUCUGAGAAGAACCAGCCCAGAAUGGAUGAGCACUACACACAGAUUAAUCUGAUAAAGGAGAGAAGGAGGACCUCCCCCAGAAUCCGCUAUAUGCUUCAAGAUGUGCUGGACCGCAGAAAGGAACAGGUGAGGAAGGUACAGAGGGAAUGUCAGCAGAAAAUCAAGAAGAGGGAAACUGUGAUGUUGGACCUGCAAAACACGAUGGGUUCUGUCAAGUGCUCUGCACAGGAAGCUGUGGUGGACAGCGAGAGGACGUUCACUGAGCUGAUCCGCUUCAUUGAGAGAAGAAGCUCUGAGGUGAGAGAGAUGAUCAAAGCUAAGGAGAGGGAUAUAGUGAGCGAGACUGAAGGACUUCUACAUACACUGGAGAAGGACAAUGUUGAACUGAGGAAGAUUGAUGCUAACAUUAUACUGCUGACACAGACCGAGGAUCACAUCCAUUUCCUCCAGAGCUGCACGUCUCUAUUUGCCCCCCUUGGAUUUGAAGACAUACCUGGGAUUCCUGUUGGUCAUGAAGUAUAUUUUCAGAAAGUUAAGAUGUCCACCUCUACACUGAAAGAAAAACUAGAGGAUGUCUGCUCAGAGGAACUGGGGAAGGUCUCUAAAACAGAUAUAACUGGCAAUCUUGUCCGUGAGGAUUCAGUAGAACAGAACCUGGGCUUGAAGGAAACCAUGCAAGCUGAAGAUCCACAGAUCCAGAAGCUGUUUGUCACUAUGUGUCACAUCCUGGACAGGCUGACUCCUAAGAACUUCAGGGAGUUGAUGGUAGAAGUGACUGAGCUCACCAUUGACACAGAAGACAAGCUGAAGGGCAUCAUUGACCUCAUAUAUGAGAGGGCCAUAGCACACCCUGCCAGCUCUGCGGUCUACGCCAACUUGUGCCGCUGCCUAAUGGGGCUCAACGUGCCAACGUCAUGUAAUCCAAGAGUGACUUUGAAUUUCCGUAAAUUUCUGCUGAAUCGAUGCCAGUUUGAGUUUGAGAAUAAUAAAUCUGAGCUCUUUGGAGGAAAGCAGAAGGAGCUGGACACCACCACCAAGCUUGUGAAGCUUGCCCGAACCUUCCAGGGGGAGGUCAGCCAGCGACUGAAGGAGGAGCCGGAGGAGGCCAAGGCCAUGUGGUGCAGACGGUCUCUAGGCAACAUCAGAUUCAUUUGCGAGUUGUUCCAGUUGAAGAUACUUACAGAAGCCAUUAUGCACAAUUGCAUCGUAAAGCUUGCUAAGGAUGGCGACGAUAACUCUCUGGAGUGUCUGUGCACAAUGCUCUCCACCAUCGGCAAGGACUUAGAGAAGGCCAGGCCCAAAAUGGAUCAGUACUACAACAUGAUUGUGAAGAUUGUGAAGAAUAGGACAACCGCCCCCAGAAUCCGCUAUAUGCUGCAGGAUGUGCUGGACCUCCGAAAGCUUCAUCUGUAGUAGGGGAGAACAUGUGCACAGGACAAGAUGGAAGCACCACACGCACACACACACACACACACACACACACACACACACACACACACACACACACACACACAUAUCAAUAUGUGAUAAGAGUGAAUACAUGUAUUGGAUAUAAUUAUUUGUGAAAUUAAAUAUGAUAAUGUAAGACUAUUUGCUGUUGCUAUAUACAAUUAAACUGAAAUUAAACAUG
This is a messenger RNA of Salvelinus fontinalis (brook trout), 4740 nucleotides long. Its product is annotated as cingulin-like protein 1. The transcript has 25 exons. Gene Ontology annotation, cellular component: eukaryotic translation initiation factor 4F complex. The record is from RefSeq and is a predicted model, not a curated record. Gene Ontology annotation, molecular function: translation initiation factor activity; mRNA binding; protein binding. NCBI's taxonomy places the organism in Eukaryota, Metazoa, Chordata, Actinopteri, Salmoniformes, Salmonidae. Bases 918 to 4523 code for a protein of 1201 amino acids.